Messenger RNA from Acaulospora morrowiae, 279 nucleotides. The record is from the annotation of a GenBank genome assembly. Lineage: Eukaryota; Fungi; Glomeromycota; Glomeromycetes; Diversisporales; Acaulosporaceae.
AUGGCGAAAAUUUACCGUCAAGGAAUGGCCAUACAACGGUGGGAUUUUGGGAAUGUCAAAAAAUAUUCAAGAGAUCCUGUCAAUGAUCCUGCUGGUUGCAAUGCGCCAAACUUGCCAGCUUUUCAGAUUACAAUUCCUAUAAGUCAAGUAUUUUGGGACCUACCAUUUCCUAUUCCACCUGCAUAUGUUCCAAUAAUAUUGACAAAUAUAAAUGGUAACAAUUUUAUUAUUGACUUGUACCGAAUCCAGCGAAUCGCUUUAGAUACUAAGAUGGAAUAG